AUGUCAGACCCAACUCCGGAUGAGGAGCUGCCCAUGACACACACAGGUCCUAAGGGCGUGAUCAGCGACUGGAGGAAGUUCAAGCUGGAAAGCGAGGACUACGAGUCCAUGCCGCCCAACAAACGCGAGCUCCUACGGCAGAUGUCCAUUCCCAAAAGCACUGGGGAUGAGGAAAGAGUGAAUCGCAAGAUGAGCAUGCAGGAGUACGAGUUGAUCAAGGAGGAGGACGAGCGGUGCCUGAAGAAGUACCGUAAGCAGUGCAUGCAGGAUAUGCACGAGCGGCUGAGCUUCGGCCCCACGUUCGAAUCCGUGCACGAUCUGGAGAGCGGCGAGGCCUUCCUGGAGGUGAUCGAGAAGGAGCACCAGCUGACGGUGGUGGUGGUGCACAUCUACGAGGACCGGAUCCAGGGCUGCGAAGCUCUCAACGGCUGCCUGACCUGCCUGUCGGCCGAGUACCCCAGCGUCAAGUUCUGCAAGAUCCGGGCGUCUUGCACGGGGGCCGCCGACCGCUUCACCGACGACGUGCUGCCCGCCAUCUUGGUCUACAAGGAAGGGGAGCUCCUGGGAAAUUUCAUGUCCAUCACCAAGCACCUCAACGGGGAUUUCUUUGCCACUGACGUAGAGGCGUUCUUGAACGAGUACGGCCUGCUGCCAGAGAAGGAGUUCACCGCCUGUCUAGACGACGAGGAGGCUGAUGUGGAGUGA
This is a messenger RNA of Conger conger (European conger), 705 nucleotides long. It is a transcript of the gene pdca, whose product is annotated as phosducin a. The coding region runs from base 1 to 705 and encodes 234 amino acids. Gene Ontology annotation, biological process: regulation of G protein-coupled receptor signaling pathway. NCBI's taxonomy places the organism in Eukaryota, Metazoa, Chordata, Actinopteri, Anguilliformes, Congridae. The record is from RefSeq and is a predicted model, not a curated record. The transcript has 3 exons.